GGCGGGGCUUGGGGCUGCUUACCUUUCCUUGCUCUCGCAUCCUCCGCCUCCUCAGCGCCGGGCAAGAGGACGAGGUGAGCGCAGAGUGCGCUAAACGCGCGAAGCGGGAGUCACUCCGCAGAAGCCAUUCGCCUCUUUCCCAAGAAGCCCGUCGGUGCCAAAAGUCAUCCUCGCGGCCGUCUCGAGAAAUGGCCGAGAGCCGGGACCCUGCUAGUGAGCAGCUGAAGCGCUGGCAAGAACUGCGGGGCUCGCAGGUACAGAAGAAAGCCCACCCCCCUUAAAAACCCAUUGGCACGUUCCACGCCGCGCGCGCGCGCGCUAAGUAUUUGGUCUGCAUUCAGUGGGCUAAGCAGCUGCCUUAGGACGCAGUUAGGCGGGCGCGACCACCACCUGAGAGGCGGCGGGGGUGGGGUUGGAUGGGGACGGUUGGUAAGGACCAUAGGAGUGGUGCUUCCCUAGACUUAAGAGUGGAGAGUUACAAUCCACUGUCAAUCUCGGGUGCUGUUAACGGGAAAGAAGGAACCAAGUGUCCAGUGCUCUUUGGCGUGGGCGGGCCCAAGUGCCCACGAGGGCCAGGUGAGCCCGUUGGGGCGACCUAAUAGCUGUAGAAGGGAAUAGGGCUUCAGUGUCCUUAAUAACUAGGCAGCAGAGUGAGCAUAGUCUCUUGGGAAGAUAAGCUGCAAUUGGUUGUUUAAACGUGGGCGAACUUCAAUCAAAAAUGUUCAAAGCCAGGGAUUUCUGUUGGCAUCAACUUUAGGCUGCAAUCUUGGAAGUCCCAUUGAAAAAGAUGGAAUGUGCUUCUGAGUAGAUAUGUUCAGUAUCAUCCUCAGCGCUUAAGUAUUUAUCAUCCGCUUCUCGAGGUCUGUUCAUAACCUGCAAAUUGUUCUUAACCUGACAGCACUACUUUAGCUAAUGGGGCCUCCUGCUGCCGCAUGCGCUGCAGGUGCACAGAUUUCUGUUCUCAUCCUGAAGCAUAGUUCUUCAACCUGAAGCACUAUGCUUCUGGGUUAGAAUAGAAGUCUGUAACCUGAAGCGGUGUGGCAACGCAUGAAGCGUAUGUAACCUGAGGUACCACUGUAGAUAUGUUCAGUAUUAUCCCCCCACCCCUUAAAUUUAUCACUCACUUUUCCUCUGUCAUAAAUGCAAAGCCAGAUCCUUAGUUCCCAACUGGUCCUGAGUUCCUGAGUGGUCAGCCAUCCAGUCACUAACUUCACACAGACCUGCUUAACUUCAGCUAAGGGACUUCAUGACCCUUUGGACCAAACCCUGGAGCCGUUUGAUGCUCUAAGCUGGCUUACUGGUGCCAGGGGCGGACUUUGGUAAUAUGGUGACCUGAGCGAGGACAAAAUUUGGUGCUCCCCCCCAAAAAAAUAUUUCUAAUUUUCACAAUAAGUACUUUGGUACAAUUGGUUCUAAUGAUUGAAUACCACUUUCUGAGUUGCGCCUUGUGAUGUGCUGUGCCAAGACCUGCUUAAUCUUGUUUUUAAGUUGUAUUCAUUCAAUUUGUUUUUAUUAUUGCUUGUUAGCCACCAUGAGCCAGGCCUUGGUUGGGGAGGGCAGGGUAUAAAUAAAAAUUAUUAUUAUUAUUAUUGAAGUGCCUCGCCUCUGUGCCUUGUGCCAUCAACUGCACCACCCUAAAUCUGGCGCUGUUGCUGCACAUCAGCACAUGCAAAUGUUAAAUGUUGGGGUUGUGUGUUUCAGACUAUUCUUGUUGCCUAUUUUUAAGGUGAUGUAACGAAGCCAAACGGCAUUUAAAGAUGGGCUUACCUUUGUGUGAGUGAUGCUACCUGUGUUCUAAAUUGAAAUGUAUCUUGCAUAUCCUUCUUAAAAAGGCACCUAUUCUCUAGUGGUAGCCUUUGAAGAAUUUCUUCCUAGUUUGUGGGAAGGCUCGUAUCUGACCUGUUGUGACACUAUUUGAAUUCUACUUCAGCAACUUAUUUCAUUUUGCAGGGGAAAGUCUCUCAGAAAUGGACCCUGGAAAUGGCUGUGCAUACCCUUGUUGUUUACUGAUACAGUUCCAUACAUUGGCAUUGUAACUGAAAGAUUAGCCAGUUUAUUUGCUAUAAGAGAGAAGCUUCAAUGUAUUAUUCUUUAGUUUGUUGAUAAUCCUAACAAAAUACAUGGAAACAGACCACAAAAUAAUACCAAGUACAUUAGCUAUCAGAUUCUAGUGCCCAAGUGAAUCUUUAUGCCUUGGUAAAUGUAGCAAAUUUUAAUACCAUUUGAAUGAUUCUACUGAAAUAAUUUUAACCACUAUGGUAGCUGAAAUAACAGUAAAGAAUGUGCUAUAUUGCUGUUUGCACUCACUUGUAUAACAGCAGAACCUCUGUGAUAGAUAUGUUUUUAUCAUAUGCCUCCUAGACUUUAAUGCAAUCAAAGUGCAGGAAGUAUAUGAUUAAAGCAAAGUUACUGCAGAAGUACUGAUUCUAUGCAAGUUAAGAUUAUCCCACUGCCUGAGGAGGGAGUGAAAAUAUUUCGUUUACUACUAUGAACUAAGGAAUAUUUAAUAUGUCAGUUUACAGAUUUAAUAGCGCAUAGAGUAAUUUAAUAGAGCAUUUAUUUAAGGAAUUUAUAUCCAACCCUUCAAAAAGUUCCCAUGAUAGCUUACAAAAUUUUCUAAUUACAAUACCAGAAUUUUUAAAUAUGGAUAAUUUCAUGACUUAAUUAUACUUGUUGACCAGAGGGGUGUAUAAGCAUAUGAGAAAAUGUGUCUUCCCAGAAGAAUCCACUUCUCAGUUACACCUGUCAAUUACAGAAGUCCAUACCUUACUCUUUGAGAAAUGUUGGCAUAUAGGACCAGGGCUUUUAAAUUUUACUUGUAAAAGGGAGACAAAGGCAGGGAUUCUUAUUUUCUGAAAAGCUUUUGAUCAGCGUGUGCUGGUUUAUUGAUUUUAUCAUUUUUAAUUGAAUAUUCCCCACUUCUACUUCACUAAUAAAAAUGGAAUGUAAAUGAGAUGGUAGUUAUUUUAAGACUACAUGUGAUAAGAGUUUUAUAAAGACUGCAUAAUGCUGAAGUCUAAAAAGAUUGAAUCCACGUCUGCAGACUCUUAGUCACCAUGAGUGAAUGCAAAUACAUAUUCCUUAAGCUAUUUGGGGUAUGAGGAACAGCUUUAUGUCAACCAUCAUCUGUUGCUAUUUGUAUUUCACAUCUGACUUACUGUAUAAUAUGCUGUGCAUGUAUACAUGGGUGUUCAAAAUUAAGUUCCAUCAAGUUCAGUGGGACUUACUUGCAGAUAAGCUUGUGUAUUAUUUCAGGCUGCAAUCCUACAUACCUCUAUCUGGGAGUUAGUCCUACUGAAGUGGAAGUUCUGAGUAGCCAAGCAAAGACGUUCACUGUUAAUUUUAAAAUUCCAGAGAUUUUGGAAUAUACAUUUUGGAAUAUAUUUACAGACUGAAUAUAUGUUGUACUAUUUCCAAAAUUGGGGUGGUUGUAUGAAGGCAUGUGCAUGUGGUUUUUACAUCAUUUUUUUAAAAAAAAUAUAAUUUUAAAAACAAUUACCUUAAGGUUUUUUUUAAAAAAAUCAUCAAAAUGAAACAUGUAUGUACAGUAUUUUACAAGCAAAUGUGUUUAAGUCUUGACAUCCAAAUCUUUUAAAACUGAAUUCAUGACUGUCAAAGGGAUUGGAUUAAAGCAUACCCCAAUUAAAGCAAAUUAAAGCUUUGAUUGAAUUAUGGGAGAAAUGACUUUUGAAGUCAAGUAUUUUCAUUAUGUCACUAUUUUGUAUUUUUGUGACAAAUUGGGAAUAUUUGUUACCACUGACCUCCUAACAUGAACACUUAUUUUCUUCUAAUGAAAGAGACUAGUGAUUGUUUCUGGAAAGUCUGAGCACUUGCGAGCUCUUAAGAGCCUUCUAGGCUCAUCCAAAAGGCUUGCACUAGCUCAACGGCGUUUUGACUUUGCAUUGAACAAAUGACUUCAUAUCCCUUGGGCUCACUGAACUAGUUUCAUGGCCCUUUUGUUUACUUGAAGACUACUAGCCAAUUUUGAUUGGUAUCUUUGCAUGUGUAUGGAAUGAACAAGCAGAUUAAAAUUAUAUAGUGCAAAGGGUGUAUAUGCCAUAACAAAAUUUUUGGAACAUGCUCCUUAGUUGUAAAGCUGUGUUCUCUUUGUUGUAGUGAAGAAAUAAUAUAUGCAUUCAAAUGGAGAGCUUGAUUUAAAUUAGUUAGCUAAACUUUAUCUUGUAUUUAAAUCACUAAAUUGAAUCACACUGAUUUAAAUUGGUCCACUCUGGUCUGAAUACUUUUUUACAAGGUGACUGCAAACUCAUAUUGUGAUGGAAAACCAUUGAAUUUUGUUGAGAUUCAUUGCAUUGCAAAUGAGAAAACAGACUACAGCUACACCAUUGUUGAAGUGAUAAAAUCAGAGCCUGAAGUAUGGAGAUGGAGUGGUUCCUUUCUGUCACCAUGUUCUUAAUAGCACCUGUGAAAGUACAGGUAACAUAAAUUGUUAUGGAUAGACAAAGGAAUGGGUGGAGAGAGAUAAAAGAUGCAGUUCAUUUGUGUGCCAUCCUAAAGGCAUUUUGCAAACCUCUGUACUGUAUUGGACACAAUCACAUCAAUUCAUACAAACAAGAGACAGGAUAUCAUUUAUCAUUGUGUAAGCAGAAUUCCCCUUUUCCUCUGCAACCCCCUGCUGCAAAAUCUGCUCUGAGGGUCCCCCAACCCUCUGGAGCAAAUAAUGGGGGUUCAUGGGGGCCACAGGGUGAGGAAAAGGAAAUCCUGUUGCACCACUGGAAAUCUGGUCUGCUUUUAGAUGAGACGACUGGAUAUAACCCAUAUUAUUAACCUUCUGCAAUAGUAUUGCUGGUUAAUGGAUAUAGCAGGGCAUGCUAUAAGAAGAACCUGCCAGAUCAGAUCAGUGGUCCAUCUAGUUCAGUAUCCUGUUGCAUGGCGAGGCCCUGGACCCCUAGCUCCUCCAAAAUAAAUACACCAACACAAGUAUAUUGGGUUAAUGGGAUAAAUAAGUGCCAUAACGUUGUUGGUGAACAGAUGCGAGCGACUUGACUUGGGCAAUUGCGUCAAACAAGACUCUAUCUUGACUCCUGCCGGACUGCAGGAAGUCUCUUAGGGCUCAACCACCGGAAGGGCUCAGCCCAUGACUGUGCAUCAGUUGAGCAUCCCCAGGGUCACCGUUAGACUGAUGGCAUGACUUUCUAGCCCACAUCCAAGCUCUGGACAGGAACCAUCACUUCUGGAUCCCUUUAACAGGAUACACUUAAUGUGGAGGGCAGGUGGAGGAACAACAUCCUGUCCCAUAAUAAGGCUUGUAAAGGUAAAAGGACCCUGACCAUUAGGUCCAGUCGUGACCGACUCUGGGGUUGCGGCGCUCAUCUCGCUUGAUUGGCCAACGGAGCUGGUGUACAGCUCCGGUCAUGUAGCCAGCAUGACUAAGCCAUUUCUGGCUGAACCAGAGCAGCGCACGGAAACGCGUCAACCUUACCGCCGAAGCGGUACCUAUUGAUCUACUUGCACUUUGAUGUGCUUCUGAACUGCUAGGUUGGCAGGAGCAUGGACCAAGCAACGGAGCUCACGCCGUCGACAGGAAUCCACACCGCCGAUCCUUAACUGAUCACCUUAAGUGCCUCGGCUCUGUGGUUUAACCUCACUAGCGCCACCAAUAAGGCUUAUCCAAUGCCUAACCUUACAAAGUUGUGAUGAUUGCUACUAGGUAGGCGAAAACCAAAUGGCUAGUGCCAAUUAUGCCAAGUGGAAAAAGUCGUACCCAGCCCCAUCAACCAGGCAACGACGUAAGUCAUAGCAAGGCAGUAGUCAAUCCACGCAAGAAAAAAGGGUGGGUAGGCUGGGAGAUCCCACAAAUGGAGGGAAAAAAGGAGGCUGCUUCCCUGGCCACGCCACGAUUUAAACAGGCAGAGCCAACGCCAUUGGCUGGCUGGGGGCAUGACACUGCCGGGGAUACUGAUGACGUAGGCGGCGUUCCUCUGCCCAAUCCACGGAUUGCUGCGAGGACCCGGACUCCCACCCCCAACGCAGCCAGCUCACAAUGCAUCCUUUGCAAUAAAAGAAACCUAUCCAUGAAAUAAGUUAAAAUAUGGUAAAAAGAACCUCAAAAUGCCAAACAGCUAAAGUUCGUGUUGCUAUAACCAUGCCUGGCUAUCCACUGUUUCCUGAAACUAUUAGCAAGUUUAAAUCUGCGGAGCUCUUUGCUGGCCUUGCAUAUCUCAGACAUUUUUAUUAGAUUAUGUUGGAAAGUCUAAAUAAUUUUUUCAACUCCAGCACAUGGAAAACAUGUUUAUAUACAUUUUGAGAUGCAUUUCAUCCUUCUGAAUACCUGUUUCCCCAAAUAAAUUGUGGGAAAUUGAUGCAUUUCAAGAGGUGUGAAGAUGCAAAGCAUAGCUGUCAUUUGACUCAGUGAUAAUUAUUUUAAUUUUCAAAGUGUGUUUUGCAAGUCAUAAUGUCUCUCUACCAACUUUGCCACAGCUAAUUUAGAACUCAUGUAUGAACUGAUUACGAGUCUCUGUCCAACAAGCAAUAUUGCCUUUCUAAAUCUUGUGACAUGUUUAAGUGGUUUUGUUUUAAAUAUCCAACACCCAGGGGCUUAAUAUGGUUUAUUACAAAACUCCUUUGAAAUGACAGUGGUCAUAAUGAUAUGGGGAUGAUAAAUUCACAUAAACUGUCCUUUUAAUCUCAGGCAAAUAGUCUUCAUUGCCAGGAACUCUUCAACAACUGCUUACAGUUUAGGGAAGCUUUUAAUAUUUGAGAAAUUAUUGUAUUUUAAUAUUUUGCUGGAAGCCACCCAAAGUGGCUGGGGAAACCCAGUCAUGGGUGAGGUAUAAACAAUAAAUAAUCAUAAUAAUUGAGGAAUGUCACUGUACCAUUAAGAGUAUCUCUAAUGACCAUUCUGUUCCUGUUGAGUCCUUUGUUUCCAUGCUGGUGGGAAUGCAUGUCAACUUUCAGGGUUGAUUUCCUACCGUUUUUUGGUUUUUUGCAUGCAUAUUAGUAUUUUUCGGUGGCCAUCUUGCAAGGUAACUCCUUGCAGAUUCAUCUCCCACCCCCCCUUUGCUUUGUUUCCCCCAUUCCUUUUUGUCUUAGCUCUGCUUUGUUUAUUUUAAAACAUUUUUGUACUGCUUCUAGUGGGAUAAAUCAGCCUCAUAUAAUCAACAUGCCUAAUUCUAAUUAAUGCACAAAGAGGUUAAGACCAUAAAGUAAGCUAACCUGCCACAUCACUCCCCCUCACUUUGGGACGAAGGGUUACCAAACCCUUUGAUCUCUCACUUCCACCACAUGAUCCCUGCUAGUAAGGAAGUCUAAGCUGGAUGCUCCAAGCUUAGACCACAUGACUUAAGCAAGCAAUCUUUAUACAAAGCGUGUUCUCCUUCAUGGAGAGCACGUGUUGCGGUGGGGGCCGCCAGGACACCCCAAAGUUGGGGGCGGGCUAAUUGAUCAUUGGCCACUGAUGCGAUUGGGGCUUCCCCUGUUGUUGGGAAGAAGUUAAUGUUGCCAUUUGUUGAUUGACAGCCAGAAAUGCUAAAACUCCUUGCACGAGGCUAGGGCUUCCUCUUUUCAAGCGUGCAUCGGAUUGCCCGUCCCCCCCUCCCUAGAAUUAGGGUUGUUCGCUUUGACCUUGCUAUGCCUGUCAUGGGAUCGUCUGCUCUUGGGGCAGGGGCCCGGUAGGAAUUUUGUCCAUCUGGGACUUCCGGGGUGGCGCCAUCAGUAAUGGCGGAUUCCCUCUGACUUGGAGGGAACCGGCUCUGCGGAAAUCGGGUCUGCACCGCUACGGCGAAGCGGGGACCCUUCAAAAAUCACAGGCGGGUGAAGCCUGUGACCGUGGGACUCGGCGGGCACAUUUGCGCCCCCAACUUGCAAAGGAGCCCGACUACGGGUUCCGGAGCGGAGCGGGGAAGUGGCGCGGUGCUGUGAGUCAACUGCUUCUUCCGUGGAGCGAAGCCGCACAGCCGUUACCGGAGAGCGCUGCCUUUUUCCUGGGACAAUUUGGCUGCAAAACAAUGAUCCGUGAGUAGGCUAAUUUCGGAAACAAAGGAACUAAGAAAUAAUUUGGCACCGAAGCGGAGAGGCAUAAACAGGAAGUCUGCCUUCCGUUCUUUGUAAAUGGAGUAAAGCAAUGAACCUGUAAGCGGAAACCUUGAAAGACGGUGGAAAAGGAUUAUAAUUCUAACAUCAAAUUAAGUGAUUCCCCCCCCCCCCCCGAUUGCAGGGGAGGAGGGGGGAAAGGUCUGAACUGUAUUUCCCUGCAAAAAGAGAGAAAAAGAAGCUAAAAUCCACCGCUCAAACCUGGGAACGGGUUGCCAGUGAACAGUAAGAAUGCCGUAUUGUGAAAUGCGCUGCUGCUGAAAGUACUUUUUGACAGUUAACUCUGCAUCUGAGAUACAAGUAAGAUACAAUAUUUCUGGCUGGCUUCUCCUGGUUUUAAAGUAACUGUAAGCAAUUGAGAUUGAAACUGUCACCCUUUUUGUGAAUUGGGGGGCUAAAGGAAAAAGGUUAACUACUCUAAGACUUUUUGACUGCUACUGUGUCCCCCUAGAGGAAGUUUGAAAUUGUUACAAUUGCAGCUGGGCCAGGGGAAUUUUCCACUUCAAAACAAAUUCUGAUCGUGAGACUGACCUUGGGCUUUAUCUAGAGUGUUAUGGCAGAUGGAAAGGAGAAGAUAGAUUUGUUACAGGAAAAAACAAUGAGGUCUGGCAGACUAUUUCGCACAGACGGUGGGCUGCAGCGAAGAGCAUCGACAUCUGGCCCUUCUGGAUUACCAACAGUAGCCUCAUCGGCACAACCUAAACCCAAAGGAAUGGCAGCUGAAGAUGCUUUGGCUCAGGCACUAGGUAAAAUUAACGAAUCUUUGGAAAGAAUAAGUAAACAAGUAGCCGAAGCAUCGGGCAAAAUUGACCAAAACACCACAAGUAUUAAUAAUCUGGGACAGAAGGUAAAUACCAACACAGAAACUAUUCAGAAAUUACUACAGGAAUCUACCUCAACACGAAAGACAGCUGAAGAGGCAAAGGAAAUAGCAACUGCUGUAGAAGAGAAGAUACCACCGAUACACAAACAACUUGAAGACCACAGGUCAAUAUUGUCUAUGAUUGAGUUGAAGGAGAAGCAAACGAAUUUAAGGAUCAGGGCCAUACCUGAACUUGAGAAAGACAACUUGACUGAUUUUCUUACGCAGGAAUUUGCAGACUUUUGGAACCCAGAUUUGGAGAAGGAUAACUUCCAGAUAGUGAGUGCCUUCAGGCUUGGAAGAGGAGGGAGGAAGAACAGGGUGAGAGACUGUUUGAUCACCCUCCGAACAAAAGAGGAGAGAGACAAAAUCUUGAGUCUGCACUUCCAGAAGACUUUGGAAAUACACCAGUCAAAAGUGGAGAUAUUUAAGGACAUUCCGAAACAUCUUUUGGACCUUAGGUCCAAUUAUAGAGAUUUGGUUGCCCUGUUGAGAAGCAACGGAAUCAUCUUUAGGUGGGAAUUCCCCCAAGGCCUAUCCUUUAGUUACAAAGGGAAGAAGAUAAAAAUAAGAUCAGAGGACGACAAAGACAGAUUUUGGAGAGACCACGGAGAAGACCUGCAGAAGGAAGCCGCAGAAGAGUUAAGAGCACUAGUAAGUGAAACUUUAGACAUGCCAAGCUUACCUCCUGAACUAAAAGACCGCCUGGAGAAGGUGAUACCACCGACAGAUCAGGAACAAGCACUGGAUGCAGUUGGAGGAGAAGCAAAGUAACUACAUCAUGGCUCUGCAACUAUUAAGCUGGAAUUGUAAUGGUUUGAACUCCCCUCAGAAAAGGAAAUCUGUGUUUCAUUUAUUAAAAAAAGGAACAAUUGGACUUGAUUUGUUUACAGGAAACACAUGUAACAAGGCUACACAGGAAAGUACUGAUUAAUAAAAGACUGGGUCAGGAGUUUAUUUCUUUGGACAAGGUUAAAAAGAGGGGUAGUGAUUUAUGCAAAGGAGAGACUAUUACCGAAAUUUAUAUUCAAAGAUGACCAAGGAAGAUUUGUGGCAAUUGAAAUUCAAACACAAGGAGAGAAAUUUUUGAUAGUAGGAGUUUAUGCACCAAAUGAGGGGAAAUCUGAAUUUUUUAAAAAGUUGCAUGAGACCUUGAUGGACUAUUUGGAUUAUAAUGUGAUUUUGAUGGGAGACAUGAAUGGAGUGGUAUCUACACACAUGGAUAAGGCACAAAGACAGGUAGUCACUAAGGACGGCAGAUUACCGAAAACUUUUUUUGAGAUGACAGACAACUUGGACUUAGUUGAUAUUUGGAGAACAAAGAAUCCCUUGGCCAGAGAGGGAACCUUCUUCUCUGAAGCCAAACUGACAUGGACAAGAAUUGACCAAAUAUGGGUAACUAGAGGAAUGGCACCAAAGAUAAGAAAAGUGGAAAUCUGCCCAAAAACCUGCUCCGACCAUAAUGCUGUGAAGAUGGAGAUGAAACUAACACCAACUGGUUCCUUCAGAUGGAGGAUGAAUGACACCUUAUUCAGAGAUGAAGAAGUUUAUAAAAGGCCCAAAAAACCUUGAGAGACUAUUUUGAGAUAAAUAUGAACACCAAUGUGGAAAAAAGAGUAAUCUGGGACGCUAGCAAAGCUGUUAUGAGAGGGUUCUUGAUACAACAGAAUGCAUUAAAGAAGAGAAUUCAAAAUGAGAAGAAGGAUAAAAUUUUGGAGAAAAUAAAAGAAGGUGAAAAGAAAUUGAGAGCAAAACCUAAGUCGCAAGAGAUUUUGAGAGAAAUAAAAUUAUAUCAAGUACAAUAUAUGAAAAUGAUGAAUCAGGAGAUAGAAUGGAAAAUUAAACAAAUGAGACAAAAAACAUUUGAGUCGGCUAAUAAAUGUGGGAAAUUGUUGGCUUGGCAAAUGAAAAAAAGACAAAAAUUAAAUACAGUUACAAAUCUAGAAGUGGAAGGAAGGAAUAUACAGAACCCAGCUGAGAUUAGAAAUUGUUUCCAGAGGUACUUUAAACAAUUAUAUACACAAGGACCACAGAAAGAAAUUGAUUUAGAUCGAUUUUUGAAAACAAAUGGAUUACAAAAAAUCUCUCAGGAAAGUAAAUCAAUGUUGAAUUAUAAAAUAACUGAACAGGAGAUAGAAGGUGCCAUUCAGAAUAUGCAACUAGGUAAAUCUCCAGGACCGGAUGGACUGACCUCUAAAUAUUACAGAUCCUUAAAAGAAUGGUUGGUACAACCUUUGAAGGAAGUCUGUAACGAAAUAAUGGGUGGGAAAAGGGCACCAGAGUCGUGGAAAGAAGCGUAUAUUACACUUGUACCGAAAACAGAGACUGAAAAGACACAACUUAAGAACUACCGUCCCAUCUCAUUGCUUAAUGUGGAUUAUAAAAUCUUUGCAGACAUUUUGGCUAAAAGACUAAAAAAAGUGUUAAUGGAAGAGAUUCAUAAACACCAAGCAGGCUUUCUCCCGGGUAGACACUUGUCGGAUAAUGUGAGAAACAUAAUUAACAUCUUAGAAAAAUUACAAGUGAACAUAAAUACUAAGGCAGUUUUGAUAUUUGUGGACGCGGAGAAAGCUUUUGACAAUAUUUCCUGGAGCUUUAUGAAGAAGAACCUACAGGGGAUGGGGGUAGGCCAAGGCUUUGAAAACGGUAUAAGUGCAAUUUAUUCAGAACAAAAGGCUAAAUUAAUUGUAAAUAAUGUGGUGACGGAAGAAUUUAAGAUAGAAAAGGGACACGACAAGGUUGCCCAAUCUCCCCAUUGCUUUUAUAUCGGUCCUGGAGGUUUUGCUGAUAUGAUUAGAAGGGACCAGUUGGUUAAAGGUAUACAAGUCGGAGCCAAACAGUACAAAUUGAGAGCAUUUGCAGAUGACUUAGUAUUGACGUUCCAGGAGCCAGAAUCUAGUACCAAAAGGGUUUUAGAACUGAUUCAAGAAUUUGGUCAGGUUGCAGGAUUUAAACUGAAUAAGUUAAAAACCAAGGUUUAACAGAGAUUGAGAGAGAGAGGUUUCAGAAUGAGACAGGCUUAACAGUGGUUAAGAAAGUGAAAUACCUGGGGAUUAACAUGACAGCAAAAAAUGGGAAUUUAUUUAAAGACAACUAUGAAAAAUGCUGGGCUGAAGUGAAAAAGAUUUAGAAAUUUGGUCAAAUUUGAAGCUUUCACUGCUGGGCCGUAUUGCUGCGAUAAAAAUGAAUGUAUUGCCUAGAAUGUUGUUUUUGUUUCAAACAUUGCAAAUUGUGGACAAAAUGGACUGUUUCAAGAAGUGGCAGAGAGAUAUUUCUAGAUUUGUCUGGCAGGGCAAGAAGCCUAGAAUAAAAUUUAAAAUACUAACAGAUGCAAAGGAAAGAGGUGGAUUUGCCCUGCCAGACUUUAAACUUUACUAUGAAUCAGCAGCUUUUUGCUGGUUGAAAGAAUGGCUGCUUCUUGAAAACACAGACAUUUUGGAUUUAGAAGGUUUUAACAAUGUAUUUGGAUGGCAUGCAUAUCUGUGGUAUGAUAAGGUCAAAGCACAUAAAGUAUUUAAAAACCAUAUUGUCAGGAAAGCAUUGUUUAAUGUAUGGAUAAGAUAUAAGGACUUAUUGGAAAACAAAACCCCAAGGUGGCUGUCACCGAUGGAAGCGAAAGCUCAGAAAAAGCUCAAUAUGGAGGUCAAAAGGCCGAAAUAUUGGGAAAUUUUGGAACAAGAUGGAGAUAGACUGAAACUGCAGAGUUUUGAGAAAUUAAAAAACAAAGCGUGAGACUGGCUUCAUUAUUAUCAGAUAAUGGAGGCAUAUAAUUUGGACAAGAAAAUUGGCUUCCAGGUGGAAAAAUCAAAAUUAGAAACAGAACUGUUAGAACCCAAAACUAAGAUUUUGUCAAAGAUGUAUAACUUGCUGUUGAAAUGGAAUACUCAGGAUGAAAUGGUGAAAUCUGCUAUGAUUAAAUGGGCACAAGACGUUGGACAUAACAUAAUGAUGGCUGACUGGGAACAGUUAUGGACCACAGGUAUGAAGUUUACGGCAUGCAAUGCCUUAAGAGAGAAUAUUAUGAAAAUGAUAUACAGGUGGUACAUAACCCCAGUCAAGCUUGCAAAAAUCUAUCAUUUGCUCGAUAAUAAAUGUUGGAAAUGUAAAGAAACUGAAGGUACAUUCUUUCACCUUUGGUGGACAUGCCCAAGGAUUAAGGCUUUCUGGGAGAUGAUCUAUAACGAAAUGAAAAAGGUAUUUAAAUAUACCUUUCUGAAGAAACCAGAGGCCUUUCUCCUGGGCAUAGUCGGUGAAUUGGUGUUAAAGAAGGAUAGAGCUUUCUUUAUGUAUGCCACAACAGCAGCAAGAAUACUUAUUGCAAAGUAUUGGAAGACACAAGACCUACCCACUCUGGAAGAAUGGCAGAUGAAGGUGAUGGACUACAUGGAAUUGGCGGAAAUGACUGGCAGAAUCCGAGACCAGGGAGAAGAGUCGGUGGAAGAAGAUUGGAAGAAAUUUAAAGAUUUAAAUUUAAUUUAAUGCUAACAAGUAAGAUGUCUGUUACUUAAGUGCAAAAGGGUUGUCUACGCUUAAUCGUAAGUGGGUUGUCCAUAGAGCAUUACUAAUGUGGUUUCCUUUUCAAAGUUUCCUGAUCUGCUUCAGUCUACCAUAUAUAUGAUGCAUACUUCACUCCUGGGAGGAAAUGUACAGCACAGUUCUAUGCCAUUCAUACAGGAUUUCAUUGAACAUGAUCCAUAUAUCUCUUUGAUUAAAGCAAUAUAUGUGGGCUUUUCUCAAAACAUGUAUACUGUGAAACAGAUCAGAAUGAGAAAUCCAUACUCCCCAAUGACCCUCAGUGAGCUUCCUGACUGACUGGCAAUUUGAAACCAAGUCCAGCCCUCCAGGCACUUUUAAGGUAUGCUGCAUAAAACUGCACAAAAGCACAGAAUGCUGCUUGCCUUGUUUUAUGUGACUUCAGCCUUAGCCCUGUUUUAAGUAAGAAAUACAUGAUUUCACACUUGUCACUCAAGACAGUUUGACCAAAAUAUGUUGCUCCAUCAUUCCGUUUGGGAAUUGACUGACACUCCUGUCAGCUGUAGCCUGUCCAUAGUAACUGCUUUGUCCAAGUUUCUGUGAAGAUGGCACUGCCUGUCAUUUUUUUGGGAAUAUAUGUAAAUUGUGCACAAAGCUAGCUGAGAUACAAGACAGUGUAAAUGACUGGUUAGUGUAAUUGCUUUAAAAAGGUAAGCAAACCUUUUAUUUGUGGAGUGGUUAUGGAAAGCAGCAAACAUUGCAAAGAAACAAGUCUGUUCUACGUCUGUGGUUCUUGUUGACCAGACAGAACUAGGCAGAGUUUCUGUGAAUGUUCAGGUAGGAGAGGAACUGUGGGGAGUAGGUCCCUAGACUUGGGCUGGGCAUCAUCUUCAUUGCCUCCUACCUAACCCCAUAUAAGAUUAGCACUCUGGGGAGUUUCAUUGUGAAGCAUCUCAUAGUGACAGGCGUUGUCUUGCACUGGGAAAAGGAGACACCUGAGCCGAGUUUGGAUUCUUUUUUCUUCUCUGGGAAAGUGUCUCACAGCAACAAGUACAUAUGAUGGAGCUCAUAGAGCCAAAUUAGAUUAUAGUAGCUGUUUCAGGGGAGCGGUAAGUAUCUGAAUUGCAGCAAGUAGGAGAGGAAGUUUCAUGCCAGUAGCAAAUUUCCUUCCAAUGCAAAUGGAAGUGUCUAGACCCCGCAACCACCCCUCAUUGAAGAAUAAAACACACAAGGACACAGAUAUUAGGUUGAUGUUACUGGGCAAAUUUUGGCCACAACUUUAUUGGUUACAGAAUGUGAACGGUAAUUGGCUUAGACAUUGAAUGGACCCGACUAUAUCUGACUCCUGCCCGCUGCGCAGGCAGUCCGCUAAGAGUAAACCACCAGAAGGGGGAGCCCCAUCAAUGCAGACCAAUUCGAGUUCCCUGGGGUUUCCGACAGGGUCAUGUCAUGGCCCUAGCCCCGGCCCGAGCUUUGGACAAGAUCCACACCCCCGGAUUCCUUUAAUGGAACACCCUUAAACUUGGAGGGGCAGGUGAUGGCCACACCUCCCCUCUCCCAACAUAAGGUCAAACAAUGCCUAACCGCCACAAGAGCCUAAAGGCUCGCCACCAAAUACCCUCACACCUGUAACCAAUGCCUCACGCCCUCUGCAAUAUCAGCUAACCAGAUAUCAUUCCCCCAAUCGGAAAGGUGUAUGCCAUCAUCACAAAAUAGGGCCAUCUUGCUGUAAACUAUGGUGGGGUGCUCUCUUAACUUUCCCUUGUGAUAGAAAAGAAAAUAUUCGUUAAAUGUUUCUUCGUGUUUUACAGUCACCCCAUACCAAGGACAGUGCAUGCUAUUAUGUUUGGCUGUCUUCCCCACUGCCCCACCUCCAUUCUCAUCUUCAAAUAUCUAGCAAUAAAACAAGAAUUCUUUCUUUUCCUCUUUAUUACUUUUGUAAAUUAACGUGUGCAGUUAUUAUAUAGAACAGAAGGUUUAUUGGCAGAGAGACUUAAAUCUGUUGAGUUCAUUUGUUGUUCGUGAUCAAGAAUCUAGGUGUAGUCCUUAAUGCAUGAUUAAAGCAGACAUAGAAGAUGCAAUAUCCUUUUAAAUCAUCUGUAAAGGAGCGAAGGCACCUUUUAUCCUCUAAAUGGGUGGUGCCAGGGUGAUCUAACUCCCCUGUGUAGUUAUUCCAGAAGACUCACGUGCUCAAGCGGGUGGAGCUGUAUGUGCUGUAGGAGACACUUAAAAAUUAAUGCAAGAUUACUUUUGCUAAUUUAAUCUGCAGAGGUUGAUACUGUAUUAGACAUCUGAAUUUCAGGAUUGUGUUAUGGCUUGUUAUCUUCCUUGUGUCUGGCUUCCAGUUAUGUUGACUACCAUUCAAAAGCUCUGUUGGUCUCUCUGCUAGCUAUGAAUAACCUGCAACUAUGAAUGUUAAUGUAGGCAUAACCUGCAGUUUUCUACAGUGAAAUUUGGCCUGCAUCCAUAUUUCCAUUGGUUAGUUUUAGCGCACUAGAUAGUUGUUUAUUAAACAAAUUGAAUAUUGGUUUGUAUGUAGCUGAAGCUUGGUUGGCUGAGCUGUGCCCCCAAAGCAACUCACAGCAAAUAUUCAAAGCACCGAAAUACAAGUAUACAAAACAUAGAACGUGUCAGUAAAUUCAAAACUGACAAAAAUCAAUGAUUUGGCAAACGGAAAAAAUUCAGUGUCACCAAAAAAAACCUCACCAACCUAAGCUUAAGUACAUAAAUACAAAGCAAAAUAAGAAAUAACCAACAGCAAAGUUUCUGUUCUGUUCUGGCUGUACUCCAAGGAGCCAGAUGGAGAGCGGUAGAUAGCAAACAGACGGGCAGCGGCAGUUGGUGAGAGCGAAAUAGCUUUCCUUGGCAGACUGGAGUGAAGACUUGGACUUGCGAGUCGGUGAAGGGGGGGUGUCAGAUGGAGCCGAUCGGCAGACCUUAGCGAUGUGGCCCCUUCUGGAACACGUCCGACAGAUGGCGUCUCUGAAUCGACACUUGGCACGGGAAUGGUUGCCUCCACAGCCGGCACAUUCUGGUUGGCCCUUGGACUUCUGUUGGAACUUCCUGCGCUCCCGCUUUGUCUGGUGCACGUCAUUGUCUUCACUGGAGGAUGCCUCAUCACUGCUGACCUCUUCGUGAUGCACUGGAUCUGGCUUCCUAGCAAGACGCGGGCUGCUGGCCUUGCGGAUCUCCUGGGCGGAGCGUUCAGCAGCUUCUGAGGCCACAGCCUCUUCAAUGGCUUUCUGUAGCGUGAGGUCUGGCUUGGCGAGGAGAUGCCAUUGCAGAUGGAUGUCCCGGACCCUGCAGACGAUUCGAUCCAUCAGGGCAUCGUCUAAGUCUCGGAACUCGCAGUGCAUUGCAGCCUGUCUGAGGGCAGUGGUGUAGUUGUUGAUUGACUCCCCCUCUGCCUGGUUCCGGUGGUAAAACGCAUGGCGGGCAGCAAUCUUGGACGGCUUUGGCGUGUAGUGGUUGCGGAGCUUCUCUUGGAUCGUGUCCCAUGGUGUUGCCUGGACUGCUAAGAAAUAACCAACAGCAAAGUUUCUGUUCUGUUCUGGCUGUACUCCAAGGAGCCAGAUGGAGAGCGGUAGAUAGCAAACAGCUAGCUCCCACAUCAUUCUUCCAAAAGGCAAAUGUUGGUAGGGCAAUGAUGGUAAGCCUCUGGGAAGUACCAAAUGUUGAUGCAGGUAUUGCUACACUUAUGGUGCCUUAGAAGCCAUAAUUGGGCAUUUUAUUUGUUUUCAGUGUUCUUUAAAAAAAAAGUGUUUAUUGAACACAUAUUUACAAUAAAGGCAAGCCCUGAUAAAUGGUUGCUGCCUGUAUUAAACAACCCAGCAUAUCAGAGUCUUAUAUUACACAAACAGAAUUUGCUAUGGAAAUAUUAUAAAAAGAUACAUUUAGCCUUUAGUAAUAGACCAUGUGUAAUAUCCAUGACGUAGGCUGGAAAUUCAAUUACUUUUCAUGCCUCAGGUUUUAAAUUAUUAGCUUUUCAUAAUUUGCUGGAAAACCAAGCAGUCUAUUCUGUUAAGCUUAUUUUGAAAGCUUAAAGGUAAAGCAUAAACACAAUUAAGUACUUGUUAAGUUGUGGGUUGACAUAGCAGACGACACAGCGAUUUCUCCAAAGCAGCUCUUUAUUUUGUAAGCUGGAACAGAACUGAGCAGCAAACAGCUCAGCCGGCCUGCUUUUAUAGGCAGCCGGCUGUCAACAUUGUAGCAACAACAACCCAGGGUUUCCCGCCUAAAAUAACUGACGUGGACCUGAGUGAAAACUAUCUACAGUAUCCCCCUGCUGGCCCAGGGUGAGAACUUCAGUACAUAACACCCCUCCCCACCGAGAUAAGGCGUUAGUUACAAUCGUAAUGGUUUCCUUAUAUACAGCACUACACGUAAUGGUUCAAUUAGGCACAAAAGCAUAUCGGUUACAUUUCCCAUACUUAGACCAACAGUGAUACAUGUCCAACAACAUAGUCCUUUAAAUAAGUUGGGCGCUUGGAAACUCUGCCAGACCGCCGGGGACUGGUAGCCAAGUCCGGGGGGCCACCCAAUUCUUGCUGAGGCUGUGGUGCGACCCUAGGUGGCGUUGAAACCAAAUCCCCUGGAUCCGCUGCUGUGGGUGGAGCCUCCGCAAGUGGAGUGGUCUGAGUCUGUGGUAAGUCUGGCAGACCCUCUGAAGCGGCUUGGUUCGGCUCCACGCUGGCAGUUUGCGAGGGAGGUGUAGGUGGAGCCUCGCCAUCUGUAAGUGUCUCUUCUGGAGCCACAAGCGCAGUUGGGGGCACCAUGGUAGUGUCCAAGUCCCCAACCCUGCGCCUAAGCUGGUCUAUGUGCCGGCGCCACAAGCGUCCGUCUUCGAGUGCCACCUGGUACGAGCGAGGUCCAGUGACUCCCACUACUGUGGCUGGCACCCAAGGAAUGUCCCCCACAUAGUUCCGGGCAAAGACCUGGUUUCCUGGAACAAAUGACCGUGGCGCGUUGGCACAGCCUGGGGGUUCGGCCACGGCAAAGUCCGGGUGCAGCCGGUCGAGCGGUGACCUGAGGCGGCGGCCCAUAAGCAGUUCAGCAGGACUCCGCCCUGUGGUCGCAUGAGGGGUGAUGUGUUGCACGAACAAGUAUUCGGCGACCCGCUCGUGCCAGUCUCCCCGGUCCAGGCGCGCCAGUGCCUCUUUUGCCGAGCGCACCAUUCUCUCCGCUUGCCCGUUGCUGGAUGGAUGAAAGGGUGCCGUUAGGGCAUGGCGGAUGCCCAGUCCCAAAAGAUACCGCUCAAAAGUGCCUGACGUGAACUGCGGUCCGUUGUCGGAGACAAGGACAUCAGGACACCCAUGCGUCGCAAACAGGCCUCGCAGCACCCGGAUGACGGCCUCGGUAGUGGUGGAGGGCAUCAGGGCCACCUCCAGCCAUUUGGAAUAGGCGUCCACCACUACCAUAAAGGUCCGGCCGUGAAAGGGGCCAGCCAGAUCGAUGUGCACCCUCGACCAGGGUGUCUUUGGCGUCUCCCAGGUGUGUCCCUUAGCUGCCGGUGGUGCAGGCCUCGAUUCUUGGCACGCUUGACAGGCGGACACCCAGGCAGUGAUGGCAUCGUCCAUGUUAGGCCACCAGACGUAACACCGAGCCAACGCCUUCAUUUUGACAAUUCCCGGGUGGCCAACGUGCAGAGCCUCCAGGACGCGUUGACGGAGUCUUUGGGGAAUCACGACGCGGUCUCCCCACAGCAGACAGCCGCGAUGAGCCGAGAGUUCAUGUUGUCUGGUUGCGAAGGGCUGGAACUCCGAUGCAAAAGGCCCUUGUGGCCACCCCCUCCACACCCAGUUGAGCACACGGCUGAUGGUGCGAUCCUGGGCAGAUGCGGAGGCCACAGUGGCAGCCGAUACAGGCGCUGCCGGAAGAUCCUCAAUCAGGAGGAGCGAUGAAGCUGGAGCCGGGUCUUCCACAAACGCUGGAAGAGGGCAACGGCUGAGGGCGUCGGCAUGGCCCAUCGAUUCCCCAGGCGAUGGACGAGCCGGUAGUGGUAGGCAGCCAGGAAAACAGUCCAUCGCAGCAUGCGUGGCGAGAGGACCGGUGGAGUUGGACGAUCACCGGCGAGGAGGCCCAGGAGCGGCUUGUGGUCAGUGAUGAGGUCAAAAGUCCUGCCAUAGAGGUAUUCAUGGAACCUCUUCACUCCAGCCACAAGUGCCAGUGCCUCCUUGUCGAGCUGGCUGUAAUUCCGUUCCGUCGGAGAUAGCGUCCUGGAAAAGUAGGCGAGCGGUGCUUCUCUUCCGUCUGGAAAACGGUGACUAAGGACAGCGCCGAUGCCAAAAGGUGAGGCGUCGCAGGCAAGGACCAGCGGCCUGGAUUCACUGUACUGUACCAGCACACUGUCCGAUGAAAGGAGAGCCUUGACCGCGUUGAAGGCCGCCGUCUCCCGAUGACCCCAGGACCAAGGCGUCUUUGUGCUGAGGAGUCGGUGAAGAGGCUCAGCCACCGUGGCUUUGUGGGGCAGGAACAUGUUAUAAAAGUUCAGCAGCCCCAGGAACGCCUGCAACUCCGUCUUGUUCUUUGGGAUGGGGGCCUGCUGGAUAGCGCGGAUCUUGGAUGUGGUCGGGUGAAGGCCGGAGGCGUCGAUAAGAUAGCCCAGGAACUCUACCUGUGGAACGGCGAUCUGGCACUUCUCCCUCUUUACCUUGAGCCCGGCCUCUUGGAACCUGGUCAGCACGGCACGGAGGCGCUCGAACAGCUGCUGGUGUGAGUCUGCGGACACCAAGACGUCAUCAAAAUAUGGUACCACGCCCGGAAGCCCUUGCAGGAGACGCUCCAUAAGGCUUUGGAAGAUGCCAGGAGCCACACUCACCCCGAACUGCAACCGGCGGCAACGGAAUGCCCCUCGGUGGGUGACGAUCGUCUGGGCUUCAGCAGUGGCAUCAUCGACGGGCAGUUGUUGAUAGGCUUGGGCAAGGUCCAGCUUAGCGAAGACCUUACCCUCACCCAGGGAAUGCAGCAGGUGUUGGACAACAGGAACCGGAUAAGCGUGCUGCUGAAGUGCCUUGUUGAUCGUGCACUUGUAGUCAGCGCAGAUUCUCACCGACCCGUCUGGCUUGACAGGCGUGACGAUGGGGGUUUCCCACUUGGCGUGGUCAACCGGCUCCAAAACUCCUUGGGCGAUCAGCUUGUCCAGUUGUUCGUCCACCUUAGCCUUGAGAGCAAAGGGAACCCGGCGUGGCUUUAGCUUGAUGGGGGCGACUUGUGGAUCAAGGCUAAAGGAGAUGGGCGUACCUGUAUAUUGCCCCAAAGUGCCGUCAAAAACCUCGGCAAAGUCUUUGACCAGACCCUCAGUCUCUGCGUUAGAGAUGCAGUUGAUGCCGGUGACUUCCAGGCCGAGGGCAUCAAACCAGUCUAGCCCUAGGAGGCUUGGCCGCUGACCUUCGACCACCACCAACCGGAGCAGGCCCGAAAAAUCCUUGAAGGCGAUCCGGAACCGGCCAACGCCUACCACGGGAAUGUCGUUUCCCUGGUAGUCUCUCAGGUGUACGCGGUGAGAGUCGAGUUGCCUUUUGGACACUCUGGGUACCAGUCUUUUGAUGGUGCUCCAAGACACGAUGGACAGGGCAGACCCGGUGUCGAUCUCCAUGUCACAUGGAGCUCCUUCAAUGAGCACCGUGACGUUCAGCUUGCAUCGCGUAGGCAAGUCGGUUUGGCCAAUCGUGGUUCCAGACGGGCAGCGGCAGUUGGUGAGAGCGAAACAGCUUUCCUUGGCAGACUGGAGUGAAGACUUGGACUUGCGAGUCGGUGAAGGGGGGGUGUCAGACGGAGCCGAUCGGCAGACCUUAGCGAUGUGGCCCCUUCUGGAACACUUCCUACAGAUGGCGUCUCUGAAUCGACACUUGGCACGGGAAUGGUUGCCACCGCAGCCGGCACAUUCCGGUUGGCCCUUGGACUUCUGUGGGAACUUCCUGUGCUCCCGCUUUGUCUGGUGCACGUCAUCGUCUUCACUGGAGGAUGCCUCAUCACUGCUGGCCUCUUCGUGAUGCACUGGAACUGGCUUCCUAGCAAGACGCGGGCUGCUGGCCUUGCGGAUCUCCUGGGUGGAACGUUCAGCAGCUUCUGAGGCCACAGCCUCCUCAAUGGCUUUCUGUAGUGUGAGGUCUGGCUUGGCGAGGAGAUGCCGUUGCAGAUGGAUGUCCCGGACCCCGCAGACAAUUCGAUCCAUCAGGGCAUUGUCUAAGUCUCGGAACUCGCAGUGCAUUGCAGCCUGUCUGAGGGCAGUGGUGUAGUUGCUGAUUGACUCCCCCUCUGCCUGGUUCCGGUGGUAAAACGCAUGGCGGGCAGCAAUCUUGGACGGCUUUGGCGCGUAGUGGUUGCGGAGCUUCUCUUGGAUCGUGUCCCAUGGUGUUGCCUGGACUGCUUCAGGCGCAACCAAUGCUCGGGCCGUCUCAAACACCUCAGGCCCACAGAGGCUGAGGAAUAGGCCCCGCUUCCAUUCCUUUGAUACUGCUGUCAGCUCGUUGGCUUGGAGGUAGCAAUUGAACCGAGCAAGGUAGGAGUCCCAUGAAUCAGAGGCUGGCGCAAACGGCGGUAGAGGCACAAGUGAAGCCAUGAUUCCGAUGCCGGCGUGAAGGGCGAUGGAUGGAACACAGUGCUCUAGCCAGAACAGUCAGCUCUGAAUUGGUUCUGUCCAGUGAUUUCGCUCAGUGAUUUCGCUCUGUGAUUCAGCUCAGUUCAGAGGCUGGCCGCAUCUGGCUGUGCUCUGAUGUCCAUCGAUCCCAUCCUCGUCGCCAGUGUUAAGUUGUGGGUUGACAUAGCAGACGACACAGCGAUUUCUCCAAAGCAGCUCUUUAUUUUGUAAGCUGGAACAGAACUGAGCAGCAAACAGCUCAGCCGGCCUGCUUUUAUAGGCAGCCGGCUGUCAACAUUGUAGCAACAACAACCCAGGGUUUCCCGCCUAAAAUAACUGACGUGGACCUGAGUGAAAACUAUCUACAGUAUCCCCCUGCUGGCCCAGGGUGAGAACUUCAGUACAUAACAGUACUUAAUUACUAUGCACUUCAAAAUCUGGUGACAUUCAAGUUUGGAGGUGCAGCAGGAUGUUACUUAUUCACCUAUUUCUGCCUCAACAUUAAUUUAAUAAUGAGAACUCUUUGAAAUGGUUUUCCUUUUUUCACAUUUCUAUUGGUUCUAUUGCUUUUUUAACAUCUAGAUUCUUAUUACAUGCAAACCUAACCUCUCCUAAUAAUUCCUAUUAUAAAAUGAUUGAGUUUAAUACUGGAAGUAAUUUUCCCUGUAGUGUAAGAAAGCAUAUUACAUCAUAUGUCUGUCAAAUUAACCUAUAAGCACAUUCACUAAACGACAAAAAAAGUAAAAAGCCAAGUGUACUUUUCCUUGUUCUAGUCUUGAUGUUUUUUUUCCCUUUUGUAAUUAGAAACCAGAUAACGUGACCACAGGAGCUGGUAUCCCAGUGGCAGACAGUUUAAAUCUCUUGACCGUGGGGCCACGAGGCCCUCUUUUGGUUCAGGAUGUGGUUUUCACAGAUAUGGUGGCAAACUUUGACCGAGAGAGGAUUCCAGACAGAGUUGUGCAUGCCAAAGGAGCAGGUUAGUGUUAGAAGUUGCUUGUUGUUUUAUAAAAUGAAAAGAUGGAGAAUUAAAUAUUAUGAACUGGUUUUGUGUACAGAGGGAACAAGAAAGCAAAGAAGUUCCCAGAAUGUGUUUCACUCAGUUUUGUAGUUCUGGACUUGCGUUGUUAUACCAAGAACGUGACUCCUGCCGUGGGCCUCAGACAAGCUCUGCACGGGCCUGAUUCAGACACAAUUCUCAGCCAAAUAAUGGCCCAGCACCCAGCAGAGUAGCAAAAGCAGGAGUAGUGAAACAACCGUAUUCUCCCAUCUCUCUUUGGUGUACCAGCACACUGCAUGUUCACCUUUAAACUAUAGUUAAGCUAAACUAUGAUUUAAAGUGGUGAGCAAACCAAGGCAUUGUGUGAGAGAGUGAAAAAGAAGAGUUGCUUCUGCAAGCAUCUAUACAUAAAGUGUCCUUUUCCUUCAUCUGAGGGAGAAAAUAGCAACGAUACACCCAAGAAAAGCAGAGAUCUUCCCCCAACUGUCUUGGUCUGUGUAUCAAUGCUUGGCAACUGAUAGUUGUUCGAACUUUGCCUGCAUUCUAAUUGAUAUCUACAGUUAUCUCCUGAAUAGUUUCCCCUUAUUAAAAAUUAGUUCUCUGUUAAUUAUGAAUCCAACAAAAUUUUGGCCAGUUGUUGUACUUUGUCCUUUAUUUGCAGCCUGGAAUCAGAUAAUUUUACUGAAGUACAUGGUGUUUAGACUGCUUGUUUUUGCUUAUCUUCAGUUUUUAAUAAAAAGCAACCAUUUUAAACAUUUUAGGAGCUUUUGGCUAUUUUGAAGUGACUCAUGACAUCACCAUGUAUUGCAAAGCAAAGGUAUUUGAGCAAAUUGGCAAAAGAACUCCAAUCGCUAUGCGAUUCUCUACUGUUGGUAAGUCUUUAAAAAACACCUCUUUGUAUGUCCAUUUUAUUUGUGUCAUGUGUGCACAUGCAUUCAUUAAAUGGGUACUUAGAGGAGCUAAUUUUGUUAGACUUUCUUCGUGCAUUAUUUAGGAGCUAUUGGCUAUUUUAUAGUGACUCAUUGCCAGCUCUCAGCAAACCAAACUAGGAAAUGAUUGUGCAAUGAACUCUUCCCAUUCCGUUCUUCUUAAAAACUAUAAAUGGCAACAUAUAGGUGCAAUCAUCAGCAUAAUCCUUUGAAUUGGUGCUUUAUGAAUGAAUGAAUGAAUGAAUGAAUGAAUGAAACUUUAUUUGUGUCACCCAUUGGCCAUAGCAACACAAGAACAUUGCAAUAUACACAGAACAAACAAACAAAAAGUUGAUUAUAUAAAACACAGUUUAGGGUUCUGAGUCAGCGGUCAAAUAGUGGAUCUUAUUCUGAUUGCCCCAGCUAAAAACCUUGCAACCUUUGUUGUCAUCUGCUCCUCUUGAUUUGCUGCCAGGAUCAAGAUCAUGCCUGGUGCUUUAUAACAUUCAUUAGGUGAAGGCUAGGAGGGCAGUUUACACAUGUGAUGGCCCUGGUAUGUGCAGUUCAUGCUUUUCAUAGCUGCGUUCUCGAAGCAGCUAUGUGAGCCCUUUGCAUGACUGGCUUUGAACUUAAAUGUUUCGUACUAAAUUCCCAGUAUUAGAAUGGAUGCCAGUCUCCAGGGUUGAAGGAAAACUGUGUGCAGUUCUCAGUGUGUUCAAAUUUUAAACCUUCCUUUUCUAGCUGGAGAAUCAGGGUCAGCCGAUACAGUCCGUGACCCUCGAGGCUUUGCAAUGAAAUUCUAUACAGAAGAUGGUAACUGGGACCUUGUGGGGAACAACACCCCCAUCUUCUUUGUCAGAGAUGCAAUGCUGGUAGGUCAACUCAUGACAUGUUUAUUUGGGCACCCAAAAUAAGUUAAUGGGUGGUGAACAAAAUACAGUACCUGAAUCUGUUUCUUCUGUGGGGCUUAUUUUUAAAAAUCAAAUUACUGUUCCUGUGCCCAGAGGAAUCAUCUGCUAACAUAAAGUACCUUUCUGUUAGCUUCUGAAUGGUCAUAAUUAUUGUUUUUGUCCAGAUGUGUAUUCUGUGUAAUUUGAGCAUUGAGGUUGCCUUUCAGUGUUUCAUUUCAGUUCAGAUUUUUUAAUUAAGGUGAGCACAUUCAAGUGAUGCUCUGAAAAAUGAUCUGCUUGCUCAAAUGUUUGCAAGCAAUAUGGAUUGCAAUAUGAAUUGCCUGAGAGGGAUCGUUGAAUCAGCCAGGCUGCCCUGGAGAGCAAGUUCCAAAGAACAUCUAAAAAAUGAGAAACCUUUAUCUCUGAGCACAUUCACCUUUGAAAAUCAUUGGGUGCUUGUGGACUGAAAUGGGAGGUGUUCCCUUCUAUACACUGGGUUCGGACCAUUUAAAUCUUUAAAGAUUAACACCAGCACUUCAGAUUGUGUCAAGAAAAGCAAUGGAAGCCAUACAGUUGUUUUAGUGCUGGUGUAAUUUUCUCCUCCACUCGUUUUGUUAAUUAAAGUGACGGUUGCAUUUUCACUAGUUGAAGUCUUCUCGUAAAAUCUUCAAAGCCAGGCUGCUGGGUGUUGCAACAUACAUUUUGGAGCAACUGUAACCAGUAUAUUGACCAAACCUACCUGAGAAUCCAGAAAGCAUGAUGGACUCAACACUGCUCCCCAAAUUACAAACCUGUUCCUUCAAGAGGGGCAGGGAGGGCAUAAGUUCCAUUGUUCAUUGAUCCUCUCCCUAUGAACAUCUCUGUCUUGUCAGGGCUGAGUGUCAGUUUUUUGUUUUUGUGAACAAAUGCAGUUUCUCAUGAGUUUUGUCAAAGUUUAACAAAAUAGGAAUAAGCAGGAGGAUAUAAUAUUGAAGUUUUCAGGAUCUCUUGAUGAUUGUCCUAAACAAUCACUGCUCUCUUGAUUGUUUUUAAGAUUUAUGGUUCUAUCAUUGCUCAGAGUAAGUUCAGAUAUAUUGAACUUGCUUCACAGAUAAAAGACAACUUAGAAUAAGGGAUGUACACAGUAAUGUAUUUUUCAUUUGUAUUUUGAUUGUAUUAGUUCAUGUCCUUUAUCCACACCCAAAAGAGAAAUCCUCAAACUCAUCUGAAAGAUCCAAACAUGGCAUGGGACUUCUGGAGUCUUCGCCCUGAGUCUCUGCACCAGGUAGGGAUUUACUCUUUCUAUCCCGCUUUUUCUUUGCCUCGCAGACAGAGUCAACUUUGUUUCCUUCGUAUAUCCUGUGUGCACCUUGGGACAUAAUUCUCUGGCUCUCUCAGAUGGAUUGUGUGGAAACGAGAUAUUGCACUAUUGAUGUGGGGCAAAGGCUUCAGGAGUGAGGGCAGAAUAUUAUGCUGAAAAUUAAUUAUGGCUGGAACAUUCUUCAGUGCAGAGAAGUCCAUGGUCUGCUAUACAAAAGUGUACUUGGUUUUAGUUAUGUGAGCUUUCAUUGAGGAUAUCCGAGGUAGAUUUGUUAGUUUCUUGGUAAUGUCGCCCUCCCUCUGGAACACCUCCCUUCAGAUGCCAAGGAGCUAAAGAAUUACACAACUUUUAGAAAACAUCUGAAGGCAGGUAUUGGGAGGCUUUUAAUGUUUUUAUUAUGUUUUUAGAUAUGCUGUAAGCUGCCCAGAGUGGCUGGGAAAACCCAGCCAGAUGGGCGAGGUAUAAAUAAUAAAAUUAUUAUUAUGAUUUGCUGCUUUAUUUUUAGGUGUCAUUCCUGUUCAGUGAUCGCGGCAUUCCAGAUGGAUUUCGUCACAUGCAUGGCUUCGGAUCUAAUACUUUUAAGCUGGUAAAUGCUGGAGGAAAUGCCGUAUACUGCAAAUUUCAUUUUAAGGUAAUAAUUUCAGUUUUCCUGUUCAGCACUUGUUAAUAAACAUUUCCUACUUCUAAAUCAGUAUUACUGGAAUAUUAACAUAUUGUUGUUUACUUUACAUGGUUUUGAAAAUGUAGUUUUGCAUUCCUAGUCUUAUAAGAUUUUCAUAUGAUGCUUCAGUUUCUACAUACAGACUGGUCUCCUUAAUAAUUUUAAUAUUUUUUCUUUCAUUGUUACUAGUAUGCAUUUCUUAAGCAAAAAAAAUUUUUGAUGGAAAUUUCUAAGUGAUAUUAUUUUGAUUUUUACAGACUGAUCAAGGAAUCAAAAACCUUACUGUUGAAGAAGCAGGAAGACUGGCCUCUGAAGAUCCCGACUAUGCCCUGCGUGAUCUUUACAACGCUAUUGCUAAUGCAAACUAUCCUUCAUGGAGUUUCUAUAUCCAGGUUAUGACAUUUGAACAAGCUGAGGCAUUUCCAUUCAAUCCUUUUGAUGUAACUAAGGUAAGCGUAAUUCCUUUAUCCUACAUAUUGGAUAUAAGGAAUACAAAUUCUUCAUUACUAUGGAAAUAUUUACCUGGAAACUAUCUGUAAUAAAUUGUAUUCUUGCAUUUUAUAGGUUUGGCCUCACAAAGAGUAUCCUCUUAUCCCGGUGGGGAAGGUUGUCUUAAACAGAAACCCUGUCAAUUAUUUUGCUGAGGUGGAACAAAUUGCCUUUGCUCCAAGCAACAUGCCUCCAGGAAUUGAACCUAGCCCUGAUAAAAUGUUACAGGUAAGGAGUAUAGUAUUUUUAUAUUUAUUUCAUAGUCAAAAGCCUUACUGAAAUCAAUAUGCAUUAUGUCCACAGCACACCCUGAUCCACCAAGCCUGUAACUCUAUCAACAAAAUAAAUCAGAUUUGUCUAAUAUGACUUGUUUUCAGGAAAACUGUGCUGGGUCUUAGUAAUCACAGCAUCCUUUUUAAAGUGCUCAUAGACCAACUAUUUACCGUAUUUUUUGCUCCAUAACAUUCACUUUUUUCCUCCUAGAAAGUAAGGGGAAAUGUCUGUGCGUGUUAUGGAGCGAAUGCCUACGGAUGGCGGGGGGAUCUGCUGCAGGCGUGAGCAGAGGAUCCAUGGUUCCCCUUCCUUCCCUCCUCCGUGGCUAGCUUGCUUUGGAACAGCAAAGCGGGAGAAGAGCCGCUGAGUGGGGAGAAGAGAGGGACAGAGAGCCUGGUUACAAAGCAUGGAUUCACAUGGAUCCUCAGGAUUUUUGCACUGGGUCACCCCAAAUUCACCGUCAGAUCACAUGUCUGUGGCCACAGCAUGAACCACAAAAAUCAUACAUCCACUGUUUCGUUUAGAAUAUUUUUUUUGUUUGUUUUCCUCCUCUAAAAACUAUAUGCGUGUUAUGGUCGGGUGCGUGUUAUAGAGUGAAAAAUACGGUAAUUAUCUGUUCUAGAACCUUUCCUGGUAUCGACGUCAAGCUGACUAAUCAGUAGUUACCUGGGUCUUCUCCCCCCCCCUUUUGAAGCUAGAGACUACUUUUGCCCACCUCCAGUGUGCAGAGACCUCCCCUGUUCUCCAAGAAUUCUCAAAGAUUAGAGGCAGAGACUCUGAGAUUACAUUCUCAAGCUCCUUUAGUACCCUAGGGUGCAGCUCAUCAGGCCCUGGAGAUUUCAAUUCAUUUAAAGUAGCUAGGUGUUUCCUAACUACCUCUUUUCCUCUCUUGGGCUGCAGCUCCCUCCUUACAUCAUUUAUUCUGUUAUUACAAGGUUGGGCAUUGGACAGAGGCAAAGUAGGUGUUGAAUAGUUCUGCCUUCUGUCUGUCACCCAAUAACAUUGCUUUGUCUUCUCCACAAAGCUCAUUAUGAGCUUUAGCAGCCAUCCUGACCUUCAUCCUUGUUGGCUACUCGUGUAUACUCCUCCUUUGUGGUUUCCCCUUUCUUCCAUUUCUUAUACAUGCCCUUAACUCCCAGCUCACCUUUAAUAGGUUUCUUUAGCACCGCCUCAGUUUCCUGUGCAUAAAUGAAGCUAUUAUCCCCAGUACCAGGUACUCCCCUGUCAUCUGUAAUAUUGUCCCCUCCCUCCCUUCAGGAUUUAGUUUAAAACUCUCCUGUUCAGGUUCGCGAAACUAAAUCCCACAUUUUAGAGCUGUGUGUAUCACUGGUGUUUCAUAACAUAAAUAAAUAUUCAACAGAAUAUUCUAAUAAUCUAGUUGUAAGAGUACUGCAUUAUUGCAAGUAGUUUUUUCCCCCUUCUCUAGGGUAGAAUGACUAUGUUACUGUACUGCCAGUUCAAACGUGUACUGCCUGGAAACAUGCAAAAUAUACAAGAUCUUAUUUUUUCAAAUAUAAGGCAGUCCUAGAAAAAGACACAUGAUUCUCUUGUGGCCUCAUGUGAUUGUGUUGUGGGAAGUUUGCUUAUUAGCGAAUAUACAGUAACUUCUGUAGUAAGCUGUUUUAAAUCAAAAUUAAGAAUGUAACUCCACAAUGGCUUUCAACAGUCUCGGAGACUACAGUCCCAAAGCAGCUCAUAAAUUCUUUAAGAAGAUAGUCAUAAUCGCACCUGGGGAGAGCCGUCAGAUUUAUAAACUUGAUAAUUACCUAGUUUUCACUAUGGGAAACAGAAUGCUGGACUGAGACCUUUUGUCUUCUCUUGCAUGUUCUUAUCACCCUGGCGAGAAACAAUUCCUCCUUCUAUUGGCAUUAGGAGCAAGGAACAGCUUAAAAUGAAUGGAUACUGCCACCACUGAAACCAUAUAUAACUAUUAUUUAUUACUGUUGCUUUAACAGAAUGUUUUUAUUAAGAAUUUCUGUGGGGACUCGCAGCAAAUAAUUUGUACAGAUAUAAAUCGCCCGAAACACUCACACAUCAAACAGCACAUAAGGAUUUUACAUAAAAAAUAUAGUUGGCAUGUGUUAUGAAAUCGGUAAAACAGAGCUCCAUCCUAAAGUUCUGUCUUUUGGGUUGUAUCUUCCUGAAGAUUCAGCUUUAUGCUGGCUGGAGGGGAAAUGAUCUCUUCUUGUCCACUUCCAUUCCACAGCCAUUCUCUCAAAUGGAUUGGCACUCGGGAACUAACAUUUACAGCCUCUUAGAACGUAAAGUUCAUCAACAAACAAGGAACUUAAAGAGCUAAGAAACUUCAUAACUCACUUUAAAACGUUUAGGGAAACCUCACUGCUCUUAACGACUUCAGACCUUACAGAAUGGAGACGAAUGCUAUCAUCCAGACUGAGGUUCUGAGCUUAAGGUAAAGGGACCCCUGACCAUUAGGUCCAGUCAUGGCCGACUCUGGGGUUGCAGCGCUCAUCUCGCUCUAUUGGCCGAGGGAGCUGGCGUGCAGCUUCCGGGUCAUGUGGCCAGCAUGACUAAACCGCUUCUGGCGAACCAGAGCAGCGCACGGAAACGCCAUUUACCUUCCCGCCGGAGUGGUACCUGUUUAUCUACUUGCACUUUGACGUGCUUUCGAACUACUAGGUUGGCAGAAGCAGGGACUGAGCAACGGGAGCUCACCCCAUCGCAGGGAUUCGAACUGCGACCUUCUGAUUGGCAAGUCCUAGGCUCUGUGGUUUAACUCACAGCGCCACCCGCGUCCCUCGAGGUUCUGAGCUAGUUGUCCAUAAAAGUGACAGCUCUCUGCCUCACCUCUCCUACUGGGUAUGCGCAGCUUUGUCUGAGUGAUGUACAUCAGUGGGUUAUACAUGCACAGCAGGAGGAAUGGAGCAUCCUAGUCUCAGCCCCCACCCAAAGAAGAGGACCUUGAACCUUUUCUCUUUGAUGUAUUCUAGGGUCGUCUUUUCUCAUAUCCAGAUACUCACAGAUAUCGCCUGGGACCCAACUUCCUUCAAAUUCCUGUAAACUGUCCAUACCGUACUCGGAUUGCCAACUACCAGAGAGAUGGACGUAUGUGCGUUUCUGAUAACCAAGGUAAUUCCAAAAGGUGUCUUCUGGAAGUAAUCUGCAAUAUCAUGUGCAAGGACUUUCUCUUCCUCUGCGUUUGUAACAUGGUCUGAAUAUGUGAUCUAAUAUUCCUUCCGGUUAGAUGCUUAACUGUGAGUGAAAUCCAUCACAACUUCUGCUCAUGUAGUAGGACUUUAAUUUACUCUGCUCCUUCCUAUAGCCCCCACCCCCAAAAAUAUGUUAAGGAGAAUCCCCCAACACCUUCAGAACAGAAUUCGGGGGAUGUGCUGCGGUCAGUAGAGCAGAGGAAGGGGAAGGCCUGUUGUGUGAACAGAAGUCUGUUAAAGUUUGUGCCCUGGCACAAUGGAAUACAGUGGUACCUCGGGUAAAGUGCUUAAUUCAUUCCGGAGGUCCGUACUUAACCUGAAACUGUUCUUAACCUGAAGCACCACUUUAGCUAAUGGGGCCUCCUGCUGCUGCCGUGCCGCCAGAGCACAAUUUCUGUUCUCAUCCUGAAGCAAAGUUCUUAACCUGAAGCAAUAUUUCUGGGUUAGCAGAGUCUGUAACCUGAAGCGUAUGUAACCCAAGGUACCACUGUAUUGCCCUUUGUGGACUUUUACUUUUCUUUUGAAGCAUAUUUGACCUUAUUUUAGCCAUAUGGAUUCAUACUUUUAAAAAAUCAAAAUACAUUUUCAUCUAUAGAGAAACAAGGAACGAAUGCAUGAGCAUACUGCAAGCAGUCGUUUUGCCUCCAAGCAUUUAUACCUACUGGUAGGAAAAAUGUAAUAAAAUUAUAUUUAAAGUCAUGCCAAGGUGAUUGUACUGCUUCAAAGAUCUUCUGUAAAUUAAGCUUUGGUGCUCAACCAAGAGCUUAUAAUAGGCAGGUAGCUGAUCUUUCUUGAAUGUUCUACUAGAUUCCAUUCAGAGUAUUCUGUUUAUCAGUAAGGACAUGCAAACAAGAGAAGUAGUAUUUAAGAAAUUAAGUAACUGGGAAACAAUAUCCUGAUCAGUUUUCACUUGGACAUCAGGAUCAAAUAGGAAUUGGAGAGUAAAUGAGUUGAGAGACUCCAGUUGACCUUUUAUCUAAAAAGAGCUAUUGCUGUACGCUGACCUUUUUUUGCAAAUGUUGAUAGCUAGGUAUGUGGCACUCCUAAAACACGCAUACAAACAUAUAUAUUUUUCUAGGUGGUGCUCCAAAUUAUUACCCCAACAGUUAUACUGGCCCUGAAGACCAGCCCAGUGUGAAGGAGAGCAACAUGUUUCUUUCCGGUGAUGUACAACGCUUCAAUAGUGCAGAUGAGGACAAUGUGUCUCAAGUAAGCAGAGUCGAAAUGGAAGAUUACCUUAUUUUGGACAUAUACAAGCUGAAUUCAUUUUAAUGAAAUGAAUUGACUUGCUGGAGACAUCUGCAAAAUGCCUGCUUUGAAAUGGGUUGAAGGUUUUUUGUGAUAUAGUUCCAUAUUGUAGAAACUUAGCUGUAGCUUCCCUAUGCCAUUACUGCAUUACCCUUUUGUUACUCUAUCAAGUUGUAGAGUUUCACACACACACACACACACACACACACACACACACACACACGAUCAAUGAAAGCUCUUUUCUAGGCCUGUAUGCAAUCCUAGACCUACUCUGGGGAGACCCACUGAAAUCAAUGAACAUGACUAACUCAGGUUUAUUCAUUUCAAUGGGACUGCUCUGAGCAAAACUUUACUGGAUACAACUCAUUGUAACCUGUGCCUAACAGCAGGCAGAAGCUCUCCAACAGAGCACUCAUAGCUACAGGAGGGUGCUGUAAGUUACCCCUAUUCCAAACUCUGUCCAGGGGCCUCUGGGAGGAGCUCUGCAGGCUGAGGCCACAGGUGAGUUCCUGCCAGAGUUUUGAGAAUUGGGCCCAAGGUCAAAUGGCUGACCUAAGCAAGGUUUGGAAUAGGUGCAAGCAUGUCCUUGUCUUGUCUUGGCCCUGGAAUUCCCCCUCCGUGACCAGGGCCGUCUUACCCAUAGGGGUGCAGGGCACCCGAGCACCGGGCUCUCAGGGGCGGCAGGCCAAGAAUCCAGGGCCCAAGAGUUGAGUCCGGGGAAGAGCCCACCCGUCGGUCGGAGCACCGCGGUGGGCUCUUCUGCUGCGGCAGGCUCUGCGCCACGAGUUCGGGGGCGACCAAGCCAGCGAGAUGCUGAGGCGGCCAGCCAGCUUCGUCCUCCUACGCGCCUGGGACUGGGCAACCUGGGGGGGGGGGUGCACUGGGUGGAUCUUUGCACCCCAGCGCCACAUAUGCUUAAGACAGCGCUGGCUGCCACUGCCGCUUUUUGGAAUUAGGCCUGUGUAAAUUACUUUGGCUUAAGUUCAAGCAGCUGAGCCAAGGUGAGCAUCUUAUGCCAGCAUAUGUCGGGCUCAAACAGGAUGAAAGGUUUAUGCUAAUAUAGGCCUGACUGAGCACCAGCUUAGCCAGGAAAGCCCAAGAUCUGCCAAAAGCAAACUUUCUCAUCCUGGUGGUGGCUUUGGAUUGUGCUGUAAAUUGAAAACCUGAGACACAUCUCAGGAAUAAGGCUGGUGGACAUCCCUUCUGUUUCCUGUGUUGGUGGUGGAGUUUAAAGUUAGUAGUGAGAAUUUCUCUUAGCUCAGUUUUUAUGUUAUUUUAGAAAACGUCUGAAUAUAAUUAUUCAGCACAAGAUGCUCCCAUAACGAGAGACAAAUUUAUUUUCAUUUAAAGGUACGCAUAUUCUAUACCAAAGUUCUGAAUGAGGAAGAGCGCGAGAGGCUUUGUGAAAACAUUGCUAGUCACCUUAAAGAUGCUCAGCUUUUUAUUCAGAAGAGGGCUGUAAGUGAAACUGCUACUUUUAUCUGAUGAUAUCUGAACUAUCCUUCUAAUGUAAAUCCUACAAUAAUUUUAGAAGAUAGAGUUCUAUAUAAACAUAUUGUAAAAUGCAUAAAAAUAUAAUGUAAGACAGAGAAAAUGUUUAAGCUUGAAAAGUUAUCCAGCUUUCUAAUUACUGAAAGUGCUUUUUGAAAUACUAUUUAAAAUAGGAUAAGUAAUAGCAGAAUAGCUAGCACAGUACUUCUAGCUAUGGAAAGACAGCCUCCCUGCUUGCUUUUUCAAGUAAGACCUGGAUAUAUUUAGGACUGUUUUGGUCCAUGCUGUAGCACAGAAAGUGCAUGAACAAAGCUACGAACAAAGCAAAAAUUACAUUUCAACUUUGGAGGGAAGAUUUGUAAUACUAUGGUCACAGGAGGUAAUUUGGAAGCUCUUUCAUUCAAACCCAGUUAGUAGUUUCAAAUCUCCAUGUCACUAGCAGAUGGCAUAGUUUACAUAUAAUUUGAGAAGGUAAAUUUAAGAAAUUCAAGUGUUGGUGCUGACCUUUAAAGCCCUAAAUGGCCGCAGACCAGUAUACCUGAAGGAGCGUCUCCACCCCCAUCGUUCAGCCCAGACACUGAGGUCCAGCGCCGAGGGCUUUCUGGUGGUUGCCUCACUGCGAGAAGCAAAGUUACAGGGAACCAGGCAGAGGGCCUUCUCAGUUGUGGCUCCCACCCUGUGGAACACCCUCCCACCAGAUGUCAACGAAAUAAACAACGAUCCGACUUUUAGAAGACAUCUGAAGGCAGCCUUGUUUAGGGUUGUUUUUAACGUUUGAUGUUUUAUUGUGUUUUUAAUAUUCUGUUGGGAGCUGCCCAGAGUGGCUGGGGAAACCCAGCCAGAUGGGUGGGGUAUAAAUAAUAAAUUAUUAUUAUAACAUCAUAGAGGAGGCUGCUGUAUCAGGCUCAUGGUCCAUCUAGUCCAGCAUCCUGUACUCACAGUAGCCAACCUGAGCACCCCAGCAGGAUAGGUGCACAACAGCACUCUGCCCACCUGCAGUUCCCAGCAAGUGGAAUUCAGAGACUGACUGCCUCUGACCGUGGAGGUGAAACGUGGGAAGAGAAGGGGCUUUGGAUGAAAUCUUAAUGCAGGCUUAUAAUUGCUCUUCAACUUCUCUUUGCCAAUCUAGGUGAAAAACUUUGCUGAUGUUCAUCCUGAUUAUGGUGCCCGCAUCCAAGCCCACCUGGACAGGUACAAUGCUAAAGGCAGUAAAAAGGUAUGGGAGCAUCUUCAGUUUACUUGGUGUUGAGUGGCUAAGGCAUUAAGAAGUAACUUGCAGUAGACCAAAUGUUUACAGUAAGUUUCAGUGGCUUGGUUUUGGAAAUGUAAAACUGCAAAAAGAACUCCACUCACACAGAAUGGCUCCACUGGAGGAAGAGGUCAUUUUUAUUGAUUCUUCCUUCCCUGUGUAGUCCCCUUAACUCCUGUUUUUUAUGCGUAAAUUCAUGAACAUAACCAUGCUUAAUUUGGCUGUUGUUUUUUCAAAAGCAAACAUAGCAAUCAUGUAAUGAGAGUAAUAAAAACCAAACUCUGUUUUUAUCAAGUUUUAAAGUGAUGUACAUUUGAUAUGAUGGUUACUUUAUUAUACCUCAAAAUAACCAGAGGGUUUCCCCCUCUAAUUAAAAUGGCAGUUCUGAACUUACUAAUCAAGAUAGAAAAUCAAUAUUGGGCAUAGGCUGUGAGAAUAUUGAAGCUUUAAGGUAAAGGUAAAGGGACCCCUGACCAUUAGGUCCAGUCGUGGCCGACUCUGGGGUUGCAGCGCUCAUCUCGCUUUAUUGGCUGAGGGAGCUGGUGUACAGCUUCCGGGUCAUAUGGCCAGCAUGACUAAGCCGCUUCUGGCGAACCAGAGCAGCUCACGGAAACGCUGUUUACCUUCCCACCAGAGCGGUACCUAUUUAUCUACUUGCACUGUGACAUGCUUUCAAACUGCUAGGUUGGCAGGAGCAGGGACCGAGCAACGGGAGCUCACACCGUCACAGGGAUUCAAACCGCCGACCUUCUGAUCGGCAAAUCCUAGGCUCUGUGAUUUAACUCACAGCGCCACCCGCGUCCCUUUUUGAAGCUUUAAAUAAGGGGUAAAUCUGGAUUUGGUCUGGGAGGCAUUUCCACCUGAUUUAGUGUACCCUCCUUCCACUGCCCUUCCCCACAGCAACUAGACUUUGGGUUGGGGGAACUUCCUCUCUCAUCCCAAAGUGGGACUGGACAGUAUUAUCAGUGGGAAAUGUUACACCAGAGUUGUACAUGUGUAUCCUGGUGGGGAUGCCAUGUUGUGGUAUUGUUUCAUAUAAAAGUUAUAAAGUGGUGCUAUGUUUUUAUGAAGUCAUCAGAUUCCUGUUCACCAUUCAAAGCUUUCAGAUACUUAGUGAGCUUUUUUUGUCUCCUCAGGGAUGAGUUCAGGUUUUCCAGCUUCUUCCAUGUUUGGGCAAUCACCUUCCAUGCUGUUAUGAGGAGGAAACUAUUCCAUUAUUCUAGGUUUAAUCUUUUGGAUCAUCAUGGGAAACUGACAAUAAAGUGAGCUGUGGUGAACACUGAACCAUGUGAUGUCAGAUGAGACUUAUUUCUGUAUGAACCUCAGUCCAAAAACAUGGCACUUUGGUGUGUGCUUUUCCAAUCCUGCCACAUUCUCUCCAGUACAGCAGGGAAGAAGCUGCUGGGUAGAUGUGAUGGCAUUGUUGUGGAGCCAGCAGCAAAACAGCUUAAAGGUGUUGUGUCUGAUUUUUGUCUUUACAAAUAACCCGGUUUUUGGCCCACAAUACACCAGUCCCCCUGUUCCAUCUGAAUCCACAGAUCAGAUUCCCAAAUUUGUUUCAGAGAAUCGAAAUUUUCUGUCUUAAUAUCACAAAUAAUUUUAUAAAGAAUAGACAGCAUCCUCUUUGAGUUUGGGGUUGAAUUGAGCACUAAGUUUUCAACCGGGGUUUGUUCUCUGAUGGAUAAGGAAAGGACACUGAUUGGUGGCAAAAUGGACCGCUUGGUGUAUAUAAAACCAAUCUAUCCUGCCUGCCUGGUAAUUUAGUAGCCAGCUCAUCGGCCUUUAUAGGUAAAUUAUUAUCAUAUAGAUCUCUAACUCAGUAGAGUUCCACUUCUUGCCAUGUAUCCCUGCUGAUCCUCGCCAUGCUGUUCCCUGUCUUGAUUUUGAAACUGUGAGUGGAAUAUGAAAGGAAUCAAAGGAGACUGGGGGUUUAGGGAUCUAGGAGCACCACACCUGAAGACCUGCAGGUGUAAAUGGAUUGGAAAUUUGAGUGCAAAAAUAAUUUACAAUGGACCAAGAAGGGUACGGCUAGGAGUCACUUGGGUUUUUGGUAUGAAGGCAUAAGCAAUCCUUAGGAUUGUGUAUAAUUUUUACAAUAUUAUGUAGGUGGGCAGUUUCAUUUGCCCUGGUGGACAAAAGUCACAAUUAAAUUCUUUAAACACUCAAAUGGAACUGACAAAAAUUGUCAGUGCCACCAUUUUCACAGCCGAUACCCAGCUCAUCUACGGCAUAUGGGUUGCAGCCGAAGCUUAAAGUUUGUUUUAAGUUCUUUGAAAUGGAGAUUAAAAUUUAAUCAUUGUAGUGAAGUCCAGAAUUUGCUCCCCAUUGUAUUGGAAAUCUUUCCGAAUAUUGUCUGUUCACCCUGGCCACCACCCUACUACCGAGGUACAAGUUCAUUGCCAAAGUUUGCAUUAGCUAAGAGGGUAAAUAGGACGUUCCAAAGAACUUUGUCAAAUGCUUUGAGGGUUACACAGCGAUUGUCCUAAGAUUUCCCAUGGCUGCUUAAGGGCAAGAGGAAGAAGAGCUUGCCUAGCGUUUAAAGCAAGUGAUCAGAGGGUAUAGGAGUAUGGGAUAAAAAGACAGGAAGUGUCUUACAGCAGAAUGAAGACAGAAUGGUUAGACUGGGACAGCUGUAUUUGUGGUGGUGAAGAACAGGUUUUGUGGCAAACUGAU
Podarcis lilfordi (Lilford's wall lizard) is the source of this 37311-nucleotide messenger RNA. NCBI's taxonomy places the organism in Eukaryota, Metazoa, Chordata, Lepidosauria, Squamata, Lacertidae. The record is from the annotation of a GenBank genome assembly.